AUGGCUCACAUCAACAAGUUGGCCAUCCGGGGCAUUCGCUCUUUCGAUGACAAGACUAUUGCUGUAAUCGAGUUCUUCUCCCCUGUCACCGUCAUUGUCGGCCACAAUGGUAGCGGCAAGACGACUAUCAUCGAGUGUCUCAAAUAUGCUACCACCGGAGACCAGCCUCCAAAUACGCGUGGAGGAGCGUUCGUCCACGACCCAAAGAUGGCGAACGAGAAGGAGGUGAAGGCGCAGGUGAAGCUUCGUUUCUUCUCGGCGAGUGGUCAGCGCAUGCUCGCCGUGCGCAACCUGUCCGUCACGGUGAAGAAAAACAAUGCCAUGACUAUGAAGACACUCGAGAGCAUUCUGGGUGUCUCGGACGACAGUGGCAGUGUGGGGAAACGAGGUGUUCUCUCUACAAAGUGCGCGGAGAUGGACAUUGCCAUACCUGAACACCUCGGUGUCUCCAAAGCCGUCCUUGAGAACGUCAUCUUCUGCCACCAAGAAGACUCAUAUUGGCCGUUGUCCGAGCCGGCUGCACUCAAGAAGAAGUUCGAUGAUAUCUUUGAGGCCACCAAGUACACUAAGGCUCUCGACAACAUCAAAUCGCUUCGGAAGGAUCGCAUGGCAGAACUCAAGACGGAGCAAGCACGCCUUGAGGGUCUGGCGGCCGAGAAGGCUCAUUCAGACCAGCUUAAAGCUCGCCUUGCGGACGCCAAUGCUGAGCUUGAGGGAUGUAUCGUGGAGCAUGACCGCCUGAAGGCAGAGUACGAUGAACAGGUUCGCUCGAACCAGCACUUGCAGGAGACCGGAAGCAAGUUCCGAGAAAUAUACCUGAAAGCCGAACAACUGGGGGAGAAGCAAGAGCGACUCGAGGAAGAACUCAACAGCAUAAGAGAGAGCCUGCACGAGAUUGAAGGUACCGAUGAGGAGUUGUCUGAGCGUAUUCGAACGCACGACGAUAACAUCCUAAAUCAGAAGCAAAGACGCACGAAACAGGAGAACCUCCUUGAUGACGCUCAGGAGCAAGUGAAGGCGGUUCGGACAGCCCAUGUCGAGCUCAUUGGUCGACAAGGCCACCUCGACGGUGAAGAGAAGGUACGCGAGGAACGGUCAAAUCAGCGUGACACUGUCGUGCGAGACGUAGCCACGAAGCAUCGUCUUCGAGGGUAUGACAGCGCGCCCUUUACGCCCGAACAGAUCUCGCGAUUCAUGGGCGAAUUCGGCGAUCUCAAGAGAAAGCAAUCAGCUGAAUCUGACAGGCUCCAGAUCGAAACCCAAUCAAGGAACGAGGAGUACAACCGAACGUCUAGGCAGAUGCACACUGAACUGGAAGGGUACAAACAAGAACGAAGGUCUAACCGCGACCAAGUGACGGCGCUCCAGAAGAAGAUCACGACGGCUGAAGACGAUGUCGACGCGACAAGGAAUGUCACAUCACGCUUGGCGCAGAUCAAAGCCGAUAUCGAGGACAAGCAAGCUCGCCUGGAUAAGGCACGGCAGGAACUGAGCUCCUCCAACUUCGACAAGAAGAUUAUGGAGAAGACCAACAUCCACGUGCAGCUCGAGAACCAGAGGGAGGCUUUGAACCUCGAACUUCGUACCCUCAGCCUGCAAGCCGACACCAGGGCGAAACUCGAUCUUCAACGGAACCAGAUGAGGUCCAAGACUGCGGAGAUACAGUCCACCAUCAACCACUGCAACACCAAGUUCCGCAAGAUCGUGGGUCAGAAAGAUCGUGAGCAAUCCGAGCUACAGGAGCAAUUCAGCACAGCGAGUUCAGCCCUUCAGGCGGCCCAUUCCAACUUGUCCACGCUGAAGUCCCAGGUCAAGGCGAAGCGCGACGAGCACAAGAGUCUCGAUAGGACUAUCAAGGAGGGUCUUGAGGCCGGAUUUACCACUGUAGAGUCUGCCGUAGAAGAUGCCGUGAAGGAAGUCGGUAUGCGAAACGAGGACCUCGGCAAGAACGCCGGGACACACGACGUCUACAAGCAGUUCCUUCAGACAGGAAAGGCGAAGAAGUGCUGUCCCUUGUGCACGCGCGGCUUUGAUGACAACGCCAUGCAAGUCUUCGAGAAGAACCUCCAUGAAGCUCUGAAGAAGUCGAGCCCGCAAGCCCUUGCCCAGGUGCGGAGCGAGUUGGAAGACUGGGAAGCCGAGGUGAAGAGACUGCAAGAGCUCGCCGUCCAGUCUGCGUCUCGGGCGAAUCUGCAGAACGUCGAAAUCCCCGGACUCGACAAACAGAUCGCAGCGGUCGAAGAGAGCAUUCCCGAGCUCACGACGAAAGCGGACGAAGCCUCAGCACAACUCAAAGACGUCGCACAAGAGCUGAAGGACAUCGUCACUCUCCGUCAGCACGCGGCUACCGUGUCGAGGGUGCGUAAGGAUAUCGAGGAUCUCAAGCAGGAGAUUGCGGGUCUCGAGAGCGACCUCAUGGCGAGUGGCUCAGCGAAGACCGCUGACGACGUGCAGCAAGAGCUGAACGACGUUACCUCUAAGCUCAAAGCCAACGACCGCGAGAAGACCCGGCUUACCGCCGAGCAAGACCGGCUGGUCACGCUACAGCACCAGACGGAGCGAGAGAUGCACCAGCUGCAGAUGCGGGAGAACGAGUGCAAGACACAGCUCCGCGACAAGGAGGACAGCGAACGGAAGAUCGUCGAGAUGCGUGCGGAUAUCGUUACGGCGGAGACCCGGACAAAGGAACUCGAUGGCAAGAUCGCCGAGGCGAGGGUCCCGAUCGACAAGCUGGAGAACGAGUACAAGGAGUUCCAGCGAGAGAUGCAAACGAGGAUCAGUCAGGCGCAGCGAACUUUGCAAGAUCUUACAGCGAGCUAUGACAAGCUGGAAGACAUGAACAAGUGGCUCGCCAAGAACACCAAGGAGAAGCUUGCACGUCUCUUGCAGGAUGUCAACGAAGCUAUUCAGGAGAAGGAGACGGAAGUACAAGACCUGGUAGUCCGAACGGAGAAGAUCCGCGCCAAGAUCGGUGACAUUGACCGCGAGAUCGCUGAGGCGGGACUGACGUUGGCGAACCUGCGCGAGAACCUGCGCUUCCGGCGGACGAAGCGCGAGUUGGAGGAGGCGAAGGCGGAGCUUGCGAAGAUCGACAUGGAGGAGGCGGCGAAGGCGAAGCGGAUAUGGACGGAAAAGUGGACGAAGGAGAAAGAGAAGGAGACGGAUUUGCAAACACGGCAUGCUCGCCUCAGUGGACAGAUCGAUCAGCUGAAGCAACAAGUGAGACUGCUCGAACAGGACCAGGCCAAAUUCAAGAAGGUCAACAAAAACUACCGCGACCAGCUGAUCAGAGUCAAGCUGUCUGACAUGGCGAACAACGAUCUCGAAAAGUACGCCAAGGCACUGGACAACGCGAUCAUGAAGUACCACUCGCUCAAGAUGGAAGAAGUCAAUGACACCAUGCGGCACCUAUGGAACAAGACGUACCAAGGGACCGACAUCGACGGCAUUAAGAUUUGUUCCGACAGCGAGGGCGGCGCGACCAAGCGUUCAUACAACUACCGCGUGGUCAUGACGAAGGACCAAGUGGAGAUGGACAUGCGUGGCCGAUGCUCCGCCGGGCAGAAGAUGCUUGCGUCGAUCAUCAUUCGCCUUGCGCUUGCGGACUCGUUCGGACAGAAUUGCGGCAUCCUCGCGUUGGACGAGCCCACGAACGCGCUCGAUACCGAGAACAUCGAUGCACUCGCUGCCAGUCUCGUGGACAUCAUCAACGAGCGCAAGUCGAAUGCGAACUUCCAGCUCAUCAUCAUCACGCACGACGAGAACUUCCUCGCCAAGCUCGGGCAGAACAACGUGAUGGAGUACUACUGGCGCGUCUCGCGCGACUCACGGCAAAAGUCAGUCAUAGAGCGCCAUCGGUUCGGGUAG
This is a messenger RNA of Epithele typhae, 3867 nucleotides long. Its product is annotated as P-loop containing nucleoside triphosphate hydrolase protein. The transcript has 23 exons. NCBI's taxonomy places the organism in Eukaryota, Fungi, Basidiomycota, Agaricomycetes, Polyporales, Epitheliaceae. Gene Ontology annotation, cellular component: Mre11 complex; condensed nuclear chromosome; nucleus. Gene Ontology annotation, biological process: telomere maintenance via telomerase; double-strand break repair; telomere maintenance via recombination. The record is from RefSeq and is a predicted model, not a curated record. Gene Ontology annotation, molecular function: G-quadruplex DNA binding; ATP hydrolysis activity; single-stranded telomeric DNA binding. The coding region runs from base 1 to 3867 and encodes 1288 amino acids.